AUGCUGAGGGUCCAUGGUCCAGAUCGUUUGCUCUGCCUUCUAUUCCUGCUCCUGGCCCCCCACAGCGCUGAGGGGGACCGUCUUCCUUGGCGCAGGUUUGAGUACAAGCUCAGCUUCAAAGGCCCAAGGCUGGCAUUGCCUGGGGCUGGAAUACCCUUCUGGAGCCAUCACGGAGACACCAUCCUGGGCCUGGAGGAAGUACGCCUAGUGCCAUCCAUUAGGAACCAGAAGGGCGCGGUGUGGAGCGAGACUUCUGUCCUCUUCCCUGCUUGGGAGGUGGAGAUGCAGAUGAGGGUGACUGGGCCCGGGCACCGGGGAGCCCAGGGCAUGGCUGUAUGGUAUACCCAGAACAGGGGCCAAGUUGGCUCUGUCUUUGGGGGGCUGGCCUCAUGGGACGGCAUCGGGAUCUUCUUUGACUCCUCGGCCGAGGAUACCCAGGACAGCCCUGCAAUCCGUGUGGUGGCCAGCGAUGGGUACGUCCCUUCUGAGCAGCUUGGGGAUGGAGCAAGUCACCAGGUACUGGGCUCCUGUCACCGAGAUUUCCGGAACCGGCCAUAUCCCAUCAGAACACGGAUCACCUACUGGAGGCAGAGGCUGCGUGUGUCUUUGAGCACUGGUCUCACUCCCAGUGACCCAGAUGAGGUCUGUGUCGAUGUGGGGUCCGUGCUUUUGGCUCCUGGAGGUUUCUUUGGGGUCUCAGCAGCCACCAGCACCCUGGCAGAUGACCAUGAUGUCCUGUCGUUCCUGACUUUCAGCCUGAACGAGCCGGGUCCAGAGGUUCCCCCUCAGCCCUUCCUGGAGAUGGAGCAGCUUCGUCUGGCAAGGCAGCUGGAAGGGCUGCAAGCCAAGCUGGCCCUGGGCAGCAGGGUGGUUAUAAUUCCACAGCCAAACUCAAAAGCCCGGGAAGAGGGGGAAAGGCUCUUUGACCUGGAGGAGACAUUGGGCAGACACAACAAGAUCCUGCAGGACCUCCAGGCUCUCUCUGAGCAGUUGGCCCAGGCAGAGAUGCAAUGGAAGAAGCAGCUGGGGUUACUAGGCCAGGCAAGGCCUGAUGGAGCCUGGGUGAGUAGCCCCUUGGGCAUCCAAGUCUCCACCUGUGAGAUUCCAUUCAUCCCCCAAAAGGGCAGCCACCUCUCUAGGUCACUCUGCAGGACAGGGAACCAAGAUUCUGCCAAGAUCAGCACCCUGCUCUAUGGACAGCAGACUUUGCUCCAGGCCCUGCAAGAGAUGAGCAAUGCAGCUGCUCACAUGGCCUCAGGAGCCCAGGUCUUCUACCUGCCUGUGGGCACUGAACACCAUUUCUUAGAGCUGGACCAGAUCCUGAGCCUCCUGCAUAAGAGUCUUCGGGACCCAGCGAAAGCAGCAGUCAAGUCCCCCCGCCCAUCUGGAUGGCCCCCAGGAGCCUCCACAUGUCUACGGCCUGGCAUCUUCCUGUUCUUCCUCCUUAUCCAGACUUUUGGCUUUUUCUGCUAUGUGAAUCUUAGGCAGGAGCUGGACAAGAGGCUUCGGGAGUGUUUGUCCACAGGAAACCUUCCUUUGGGUGCUGUGCCACACAUCCCUAGGGUGCUGGGAACCCUGAGGAGGCAGCCCCUCUCCCCCAGCUUGCAUGCCUGACCCACUUCAAAGCCACUUCUCUCUGGGAAGCAGGUGGCUUCUGUGGGUGGGGAAGAGGACUUUGUUAGGAUCCUCUUCCUCUUGGUGCCCAGCUAUUGCCCACACCUUAGCUUUUGGUGAGCCCCACCUUAUUAAAGGUGAAUUCCCUCUUC
This is a messenger RNA of Marmota flaviventris (yellow-bellied marmot), 1766 nucleotides long. It is a transcript of the gene Lman1l, whose product is annotated as lectin, mannose binding 1 like. The record is from RefSeq and is a predicted model, not a curated record. Gene Ontology annotation, cellular component: Golgi membrane; endoplasmic reticulum membrane; COPII-coated ER to Golgi transport vesicle. Gene Ontology annotation, biological process: endoplasmic reticulum to Golgi vesicle-mediated transport. Lineage: Eukaryota; Metazoa; Chordata; Mammalia; Rodentia; Sciuridae. Gene Ontology annotation, molecular function: D-mannose binding.